Messenger RNA from Pseudomassariella vexata, 1674 nucleotides. RefSeq names its product GPI mannosyltransferase 1. Gene Ontology annotation, cellular component: membrane; glycosylphosphatidylinositol-mannosyltransferase I complex. Bases 307 to 1563 code for a protein of 418 amino acids. The record is from RefSeq and is a predicted model, not a curated record. NCBI's taxonomy places the organism in Eukaryota, Fungi, Ascomycota, Sordariomycetes, Amphisphaeriales, Pseudomassariaceae. Gene Ontology annotation, molecular function: GPI mannosyltransferase activity; alpha-1,4-mannosyltransferase activity. Gene Ontology annotation, biological process: GPI anchor biosynthetic process. The transcript is spliced from 2 exons.
AGAGAAGUCUAUGAACAUGAGAUGGAAAAUCAAUGCUACCUUUGUUUUGUAUUUUUUUCAAAGCCCACCUUUCUAUCUUUGAGUUUAUGUUGACAUCUCGUCGUAAGCCACUCUGGAAAGCCAGUUCACGGGUGUCACCCCUCUUCGGAUUCUGAACUGAGCAUUGGUAUCAUCAACUAGCAACCAGAACAGAAUUGUCAGGUUUUGGGCUUCAUGGAAUAGUCCCAUAGCCUAUAUAACGCUAGCGUCUUCAAGCCUCAGUACAGACAGUAGUUUGAAACUUGAAGAAUCAUAAGCACAGGCAGAAUGGCAAAGCCCCUCGCAAAGCUCUUCUCCACGCCGCUGCCACUCUUCACAGCCGCCUUCCUGCUGCGCGCUAUUCUACUCAUCUACGGCCUAUGGCAAGACGCCAACUCGCCGCUCAAGUACACCGAUAUCGACUACCUAGUCUUCACCGAUGCAGCGCGCUUCACUUUCUCCCCCACUGGCCCGGCCUCCCCCUAUGCCCGGGAAACCUACCGCUACACGCCUCUCCUCGCCUGGCUUCUUUACCCCACCACCCUGCCGGGCGUCUUUUGGUUCUCCUUCGGCAAAAUACUAUUCGCAGUCGCGGAUCUGUUGGCAGGAUGGCUGAUCGUGCUCGUGCUGCGGCGCCAUAUGGGUAUGCCGAUGCAGAGCGCCCUUAAGUACGCGAGCAUUUGGCUGCUGAACCCCAUGGUGGCUACCAUCUCCACCCGCGGCAGCUCUGAAGGCCUUCUGGGCGUGCUUGUCAUGGCGCUACUGUACGCCGUGCUGGAGAAGCGAGUCAGGACGGCGGGGGUCCUUCUCGGGCUGGGCGUGCACUUCAAGAUCUACCCCUUCAUCUACGCUCCUGCGAUCGUGUGGUGGAUGGAUGCUGAGCGGAUGGGUGCUGAGGUUACGCGCGGCACGCCGGCUAUCUUGCGUUUUGUAACCUCGGACCGGGUGCGUCUGGCUGUGUACAGUCUGGCUACAUUUAUGGGGCUCAAUGUGUGGAUGUACAACUUGUAUGGCAACGAGUUCUUGCAGCACACCUUCUUCCAUCAUGUUACGAGGAUCGACCACCGGCAUAAUUUCAGUCCGUACAACGUUUUGUUGUACCUCACCUCCUCGCAGCCUGAGAUAGCCACCAGUGAAUUCAGAAUCGAGAGCCUGGCGUUCCUGCCGCAGAUUUUACUCAGUACGGUGCUCAUACCCCUCGUGGGCGGGAAGAAGGACUUGCCGGCGACUAUGCUGACGCAGACUUUUGCCUUCGUCACCUUUAACAAGGUCUGCACAAGUCAGUACUUCCUCUGGUACAUGGUCUUCCUUCCUCUCUACCUACCCAACUCAUCGCCGUUGCAAAAGCCAAAGCUGGGCCUCUCGGCUCUCGUUCUGUGGGUGGCCACACAAGCUGCCUGGUUGCAGCAGGGCUACAACCUCGAGUUCUUGGGCCAGAGCACUUUUGUCCCGGGGCUGCUGUACUCGUCACUUGCCUUCUUCCUGGUCAAUUGUUGGAUAUUGGGGUUGAUUAUUAGCGAUUUCGAGAAAUCAGCCACCUUGUAGUCCAGCAAGGUUGUCUGGGAUGAUGAUGGCCUUUGGAUUCAUGGGUUAUAACUGUCAAGCAUGGUGAGAUUCAAUACCUGUAGAUAUGCACAAUAGGACAAACAUGCCAAA